This is a messenger RNA of Miniopterus natalensis, 1127 nucleotides long. It is a transcript of the gene DNAJC30, whose product is annotated as DnaJ heat shock protein family (Hsp40) member C30. Lineage: Eukaryota; Metazoa; Chordata; Mammalia; Chiroptera; Miniopteridae. The record is from RefSeq and is a predicted model, not a curated record.
AUGGCAGCAAAGCACGGCCUGAGGUGGCCGCGGCUGUUACUGUGGAGGUUGUGGCAGGCCCGGGGUCCUCCACAAAACCGGGUGUCGUUCCUGGGCCUAGAGGCGAGGACUUAUUCUCGGAGCGACGGCCCGUACUCGCGCACGGCAUUGUAUGAGCUUCUUGGCGUCCCCUCCACGGCCACGCAGGCGCAAAUCAAGGCCGCCUACUACCGGCAAAGCUUCCUCUACCACCCGGACCGUAACGCGGGGAGCGCCGAGGCUGCCGAGCGCUUUACGCGCAUCUCCGAGGCAUACGUGGUACUGGGCAGUGCCACCCUGCGCCGCAAAUAUGACCGCGGCCUGCUCAGCGACAUGGACUUACGCGGACCUGGCGUCCGUCCCUCCACGACGCCCUCAGCGGACCCCGGCUCGCCCCGCACCCCGCCGCCCGCCUCUCGUACCCACGGUCAUGGUCAGGCCUCGCCUGGCUCCGAACGCACUAUGUUCAACUUUGACGCCUUCUACCAGGCGCACUACGGAGAACAGCUAGAGCGCGAACGCCGCCUGAAGGCCCGCCGUGAGGCCCUUCGCAAGCAGCAAGAGGAUCGGGCUAAGAAGGGCUUCCGCUGGGACGAGAUCCGAGACACAACUUUAGUCUUACUUCUCUUAGCAAUCUUCAUCAUCAUGAGCAUUCGUUUUUAAUCGAGAGAGAAGAGAAGGGGAGCAGACCCCAGAAAAUGGCCUUUCCUGUAUUGAACCGUUCGCUUUCCACAGUCUACCUCUGCUGGGGUCCGAAGGAACCACUUUCCCCCUCCUUUUCCCCACCCGCCCAGCUUAGCGGUUGACCUGCACAUCCCUCUCCCCAGCGGUCCAGAAAAGGAGGCUUUUCGAUGCCCAAGAAGGAGGCCCCAGAAGGAAGAGCCCUGAAAGCCUAGGAGUGAAGGGUUUUCUGGAGUCCCAUGGGUGCCUGCUUCCAGAGGUUGCCUUCCUCAUGUUGUCAACUUCUGGAACACUUGUUCUGGCUUUAUCAUAAAGCUCUGAGCAGGAAUUGUGUGCUUCUGCCCCAUGUUUGUACCAUGGGGCUCUGUAACCUUGAAACGUGCAAUGUGACCAAUUGUUGGCUGCCAAAAGAAAAAUUCUGAGGUGUA